Molecule: messenger RNA, 2168 nt
Organism: Anopheles nili
Lineage: Eukaryota; Metazoa; Arthropoda; Insecta; Diptera; Culicidae
Product: hexamerin-1.1-like
Exons: 3
Coding region: 1-2097 (698 amino acids)
Source: RefSeq, a predicted model, not a curated record
AUGCGGGAAUUUAGUUACUUCCUGGUGCUUUUCAGCACGAUCUUCUCGCUAACCCAUGGCAGCUAUGUUCCAACAUCUCAAACGAAGGUAGACGGACUACCGGUGAAGUACGCAAGUAAAGAGUUCCUGGAGAAACAAAAGUUCUUUUUUGAAAUACUACGUCACAUACACCAGCCGAUCUCAUUUGAAGAGUAUCUGCCAUUCACUGGGCGUUGGGUGGGCGAUACAAGCAAGUAUGUGAAUUACACCGAAGUGAACGAAUUUCUGCAAACAUUCGAGCAAGGAUUGCUGAAAAAAGGCGAAAUAUUUACGAUCUACAACUACUGGUAUGCUAAGCAGACACUCCAAUUGUACCGGUUUUUUGAGAAUGCCAUCGAUUGGGACACGUACUAUAAGAAUGUUGUAUGGGCACGGGAAAAUAUUAACGAAGGAAUGUUUUUGUGCGCCCUGACGCUUUCCGUGCUACACCGGAAGGACCUCGAAGGUAUCAUUUUACCGGCCAUUUACGAAAUCUACCCACACUACUUUUUCAACGGUGACGUCUUUCACGAUGCCUCCAACCGACGCAGCAUGGAGCCAGAGUACGGGUUUUAUGGUAACAAGCGACACAACGUGGCGCAAUCCAACUAUUCCGCAUUCUUCGCCACACAGUUUUAUGGCGAAGGUUCCCUGUCGUACUUCACGGAGGAUGUGGGUUUGAACGCUUACUACUACUAUUUCAUGAUGGACUACGCGCCGUUCCUUGGAGGAGAUAAACUUGGCCUGAAGAAUGACCGCAGGGGGGAGCUUUACUUAUUCAUGCAUCAGCAGCUACUGGCCCGAUACUACUUGGAGCGCAAUUCGAACGGCCUGGGACCGAUUCAGGAGUUGACGUGGGAAUCACCGAUCGCAACGGGAUACUAUCCGAUGCUUCAGUACUGGAAUGGCGUUCCGUUCAGGUCUCGUGAAAGUAACUUCCUUUGGCGCCCGUAUGAUCCCAUCAAACUCACCGGAAUUAAAGCCCACGAAGAGCGUGUCCGACAGGCGAUCGAUCUGGGAUAUGUCACGACCCGCGAUGGCCAGCAGCUAAAUUUGCGCCAGUGGGAGGCAAUCGAUAUCGUUGGAAAUCUUGUGAGUGGUAACGUCGACAGCGUAAAUGUGGAUUAUUACAAAAUGAUCGAGACUGCUGCUCGAAUGAUAUUGGCUCAGGGAGACUACUACGGGUCAUCCAGUGAGGUAUGGCCGGGUGUACUGAUGCACUACGAAACGUCGAUGCGUGAUCCUGUGUUCUACCAGUUUUAUCAGAGAUUGCUCGGCUUUUACUGGGAUUUCAAGAGCUACCUGCCACCGUACACGGUGGAGCAGCUGAAGUUUGAUGGCGUCGAGAUUAAGAGUGUAUAUGUAGAAAAACUUGUAACAUUCUUCGAGCCGUUCGAUGUGGACAUCAGCAAUGGGCUUGGGUUUAACUACGGUGGUGGACGAUCGACAUGGAACUUCAGCGUUUACGCGCGAAAGGACCGCCUGAACCACAAACCCUUCAGCUAUGUACUUAACGUUAGCUCCCAAUUCGCCGGUAAAGGUGUCGUUCGGAUGUACAUGGGUCCCAAGAUGUACAAUCUCGGUCAGCUGCAAUACAUGAAGAAGCUGUUCGUCGAAAUGGACCAGUACGUGGUAGAUCUGGUUGUGGGUGACAAUCAGAUAAAGCGAAACACUCGCGAUUUCUACUACGACAUCCGGGACAAGACAACGUAUUCCGAGCUAUACAUGCGAAUUAUGAAAGCGUACCGGGGCGAAGAGCAAUUUGUGCUCGACAUGUCCGAGGUGCAUUGCGGUUGGCCUGAUCGGCUCCUGUUGCCUAAGGGUCAACCCAACGGUUAUCCGCUGAGUUUCUUCUUCAUCAUUACGCCCUACUACCCACCGGCGAGAGAACAAUUUUCGACAUUUGAUGCUACGUACACGUGCGGUACUGGAUCAGGAUCGAAGUACAUCGAUGCGUUGCCGUUUGGUUUUCCUUUCGAUCGGGAGAUCAACUUUAGCAACUUUGUUACGAAAAAUUUGAUCUUCACUGAUGUGUCCGUAUACCAUGUGAAUGGAAAUCAACAGAAUGAGUCACACUGAUUCUUCAGUAAUAAUGAUAGUGUAUUUUUUCGCUAUUGAUCGAAUAAAAUAAAUUUGUACAAUUCUGAAUU